Molecule: messenger RNA, 665 nt
Organism: Seminavis robusta
Lineage: Eukaryota; Bacillariophyta; Bacillariophyceae; Naviculales; Naviculaceae
Source: the annotation of a GenBank genome assembly
CUUCAACAAUUAACAAUCAAACAAACAAUCAAUCAAACAAACAAUCAACAAUGAGCAGCAACAACAACAACAACACAGCAGUAAGCAUGGGAUCCCCAGUGGACACUGUGAAGAAAACGAAACAAGGUCACUCUUUCCUGGGUUGUCUCUGUGACAUGAGAAGGGCUGUCAUCAUGCUUGACACACUUGGCAUGAUUGGAAGCAUCAUUGCUCUGGUGGCUGUGAUUCUCUAUGACAAGUAUGGAUCAGAAGAGGAUAAGAAGGCUUUGAUGCUUGAGAACUAUGAUCUUGGCGCUCUUAUUGCUAUUUACAGUGCUGUCAUCAUCUGUCACGUCAGUGCAGUCAUUGGUGCCGUCACAUUCACCAUUUGCCCAAUUUUGAUCACCAUUGCUAUGAACAUUGCCUAUGCUGUGAUUUCUGGCUUGGACAAGAACUGGAUUGGUCUUGGUAUCUACAUCUUCCUCCUGUAUCCCCAUGUCUUCCUUUGCCAGGAGCUUGCCAAGGGCACAAUGACGAGGGAGAAUUACCGCGGCCAAGAGCGCCAGUCUUGUUGCUGUGUAUAGAGCAUGAGGGCAGGAUCAACAGUGAGAGUAUCUGUCCGUCCGUGUGCAAUAUUUCCAUAGAACUGAAGCAUCAUAAAAAUAUAGAGAAAUGAUUUCUUAGAG